UUUACUCUUGGAUUCAUUAGAGAGCAGCAAAAGUACUAAUACAAAGAAAAGAAAACGAAGAUUUGAUGAAGUAUAUAUCCGAAAUAAGAGGCUUCCUUUCAUGCCUCUCUCAUUUGAAAAAUUUAAUCCUACUGCCAGUUCCAAUUCCCAGAGCCUGUCACUUCGCAGCAGCUCAAAUGGAUUCAGUCUCAUUAGUGCUAGCUCGGAACAAGACAAUCCCUCAACAAGUGGUUGCAGUAGCGAUCAAUCCGCUAAAGCAAAGACACAGAAAGAGUUGAUUAAAGCACUGAGUGUCUUAAAAAGGCACCUGCCAUCUGAUAAGAUGACUAAAGGAAAAUCCAGGACACUUUCUACACUGAAGUAUGCACUGCGAUGUGUAAAACAAGUCAGAGCUAAUGAAGAAUACUAUAAUUUUCUAAUGAAUGACGACUCUGAACCAAGUAGUUUGAGUAUGAACUCCUUCACAGUUGAUGAGGUAGAGAACAUCACUUCUGAAUACACCUUGAAAAAUGCUGAUAUCUUUGCUGUAACUGUCUCCUUGAUCACGGGGCAGAUUGUAUAUAUCUCUGACCAAGCCUCCUCGAUUCUGAAUUGCAAUAAGGAUGUCUUCAAAAAUGUAAAGUUCACAGAGCUCCUUGCUCCACAGGACGUUGGUGUUUUCUACAGCUUUACCAAGCCAUCUCAACUGCCUCUGUGGAGUGUGUGCACAGCUGCUGAUUCAUCAUCUCCAGAUUGUAUGCAAGAGAAGUCUUUCUUUUGCCGUAUUAGUGGAGACCGGCAGCGAGAUCAUGGCAUCCAUUACUAUCCUUUUCGUGUGACUACUUAUCUCACAAAGGUGCGGGUGUCUGAAGAUGAUGACGAUCAACUGUGCUGUCUGUUGCUUGCUGAAAGAGUGCACUCAGGCUAUGAAGCACCAAGAAUUCCUCAUGAUAAGAGGGUUUUUACCACGACUCACACAUCCAGCUGCGUGUUCCAAGAUGUUGAUGAGAGGGCUGUUCCUCUGUUGGGUUAUUUGCCUCAAGACCUCAUAGGGAUGCCUGUGCUGAUGCAUCUGCACCCAGAUGAUCGGCCUUUGAUGCUAGGCAUCCAUAAGAAAAUAUUGAAACAUGCUGGGCAACCUUUUGAACAUUCACCUAUCCGAUUCUGCUCUCAGAAUGGUGAAUACGUCACUAUUGACACCAGUUGGUCAAGCUUUGUUAAUCCAUGGAGCAGAAAAGUAUCCUUCAUAAUUGGAAGGCACAAAGUCAGAACGGGUCCUUUGACUGAAGAUGUAUUUGCUAGUCCAGGAUUUACUGAAAUGAAGACACUCAAUCCUGAAAUACAGACUAUCACUGAGCAGAUUCGUCAGCUCUUGCUACAGCCAGUUUACAACAAUGGUUCCAGUGGGUAUGGAAGUUUGGGAAGUAAUGGAUCUCAUGCACAGUUCAUGAGUGUAGCCUCUUCCAGUGAUAGUAAUGGUAACAUCAAUGAAGAGAGCCACUGGGGCAAGCCUAUGACGUUUCAGAAAAUUCGUAAGGAUGUGCAUUUAGUCAAAAAUCAAGGACAAACCAUGUUCUUUGAGAGCAGAGGAAAGAGCGAAUCAAAGCGCAGGCACAAAACUGUAACACAACAAAAAGAGACUAGUGGCCAGAUCAGAGACUUUAAAGCCAACUCAUCCAAGGGUGCUUCACCUAGCAGUGCCAUUAAAAAUGUGCUCUUGGAUGAUUCAAGAUGCAAGGAACAGCCAGUAUAUUGUUAUCAGCAAAUCAACUGCUUGGACAGCGUAAUAAGGUAUUUGGACAGCUACAAUAUCCCAAGCACUGUGAAAAGGAAGUGUGAGUCUUCAUCAGCAUCUGAUGAAGAUAAAGAAAAAAUUCAUAAUGUGCAGGUGCCUAAAGAAGCAUCACCAUUACCACAUCAGUCUAUCCAAGUUCCAUUUAAGGCUGCAAAAGAGGUGCCCACUGGAGCUGUUGUUGGUACACCCCUAGCGCCACUCUCCUUGCCAAGAAAGGCAGCAAGUGUCACCAGCCAGUGCAGUUACAGCAGCACUAUUGUCCACGUGGGAGACAAGAAGUUCCAAGCAGAUGCAGAAGUCCUGUUGGAGGAUGGAAUUGGUAUUGCUGAUCCUGCAGAGAACAUGGCAUCUACUACGCUGGUCACCACUACGCCCUCUGUGAACCAGGAAAAGGAGCCAUACAAGAAACUUGGCCUUACCAAAGAAGUUUUAGCGGCUCAUACACAAAAAGAAGAGCAGAUAUUCUUGAGCAAGUUCAAGGAGCUGAGUAAAUUAAAAACAUUUGAACCUUCUUGCAAGUCGUACUUACAGGAUCACUGCAAAGAAUGUUCAGGAGAUUGUGGCUCUCAAGGACUUAAAGCUGGAUGGAAUCGUGCAGAACCUGUGUACAAAAAAGGCGGGAAGAAUAAGAAGCUUAAAUCAAAACGCAUCAAGCAGCAGGAAUUGUCUGACAGUACUGCAUCCUGCACGAACCAACAUAAACUACCCUCCUGGUCCCCAUCUGCUGUCUCUCAGAGUAGGUAUUCAGCUAUGCCGUUUACAACAGUUAUGCCACCCUAUCAACUGCCUGUAUUUUCUGCCCAUGGAGGUAUGCUUCCAGUCACUGACCCAUCUCUGCCUAACUUUGAAAAUGCUCAAGGUGUUCAUUGCAGCAUUCAACCUCCACCAUACUCUGCACCCCUGGUAACUCCUAUGGUGGCAUUUGUGCUCCCAAAUUACAUGCUGCCGCAGAUGAACGACACUGUGCACCAGCCAUUUUUUGCGAGUCAGUCACCAUUCCCAUCACAGUCAGUCCUUUUGCCGCAAGCUCCAUUUUCUGCACAGACUUCAUUCCAGUCUCAGCCACAGUUUGCAUCACAACAUUAUGAUCUACCAGCAGAAGGUGAGAAGGCGCCUGCCCCAGAAUUUCGAGGUGUCCCAUCAUGUUGCUGCACUCCACAGUCAGUAGGACCACAGGGCCACGCUUCCCCUCCAUUGUUCCAGUCCAGGUGCAGUUCGCCUUUACAGCUGAAUCUGCUACAGUUGGAAGAAAUGCCCAAAUCAUCGGAAGGAAUUGCAUUUGUUGGAAUUGUAGGUGGAAGUGGAUCAAUGGCUGAUGGAGGAACGAUAAACAACAGUGCCAACGUUACAAAUGUGGACAUCAUGACAAAGGAUGAAGCAGAACUGGCUGUAUCACCUGCUGAAGCCCAGAAUAGUGAUGCUCACUCAACUUCCACUGACCUAUUGGAUCUGCUACUUCAGGAUUCUCUAUCAGGCACUGGCUCUGCAGGCUCGGGCAAUGUUGCAUCAACAGCCUCGGGCUCUUCGGGCUCUCCAUCUAAUGUUUGUGGAAUGUCAGGAACUGACACAGGAAGUAGCCAUUUAAGCAACACCAGCAAAUAUUUUGGAAGCAUUGACUCCUCGGAGAAUGACCACAAAUCAAAACUAAGAAACACCAAGAAGAUUGACCACAUCACUAAUUGUGUACUCCAGGACCCAGUCUGGCUAUCAAUGGCAAAUAUAGAUGAGAGAACCAUGAUGACCUACCAACUUCCAUCGAGGGACAUUGAAACAGUUCUAAAGGAAGACAGAGAAAAGUUGAAAAUGAUGCAGAGAAACCAACCCAAAUUCACGGAGGACCAGAAAAAAGAGCUUUCUGAAGUAUUUCCCUGGUUUAAGACAACUAUGCUACCAAAGACCUUGGAGAUCACAGAUUUGGUUUGCUGGGAGAAAAAUGUGUCACAAAGCAACUCAAUGACAUUUGAUGCAGAAAUCCAUAAUCUAGAGUUAAAUGGAUUGAUGGAACCAAGCCACGAUGUUGGCUAUCAGCCCUUGAACUUUGCAACUGAAGAGCAAAAACAUGCAGAAAUAGCAGUCACUAAUCUGGAAAUAGCAACAAGCACAUUUGGAAAGUCUGCAAGCUGAAAGUUUUUGGACUUGGCAAAAGGACUUCUGCUGAAUAGGUAUGAAUGCCCAAAACUCUUUUUUGGGAGUUUCAAGAAAUUGCAUCGCACUUAACUGAAAUGUUCAAGCUGAAGAAAAGUGCAAGAUUUAUGGAACUUUUUUUAAGCGGAGGUAUUUAAAAGCAUAAGAUGUGUUGCUUCAAGUUGAAUUAUUUCUAAAUGUAACUGCAGUUUUUAAUAUAUAUUUGUGGAGUCUGGUGUUAUUGUACCUGACAAACCUUUAAGUAUCUAUGUCUAUUGUAAAUGAGGCACUAGUAUUUCUGAAUGUAUCUAGUCUUUUUGCUGUUAAUCAUAAAACUAUUUUGACAGUCAAUUGUUUAUGUAUUAAUUUCACCAUAUAGUUAAAUAUUCUUGUGGAAUUUU
Molecule: messenger RNA, 4299 nt
Organism: Carcharodon carcharias (great white shark)
Lineage: Eukaryota; Metazoa; Chordata; Chondrichthyes; Lamniformes; Lamnidae
Gene: per2
Product: period circadian clock 2
Exons: 23
Coding region: 101-3898 (1265 amino acids)
Biological process (GO): entrainment of circadian clock by photoperiod; circadian regulation of gene expression; negative regulation of transcription by RNA polymerase II
Cellular component (GO): cytoplasm; nucleus
Molecular function (GO): transcription cis-regulatory region binding; transcription corepressor binding
Source: RefSeq, a predicted model, not a curated record